Molecule: messenger RNA, 1094 nt
Organism: Camellia sinensis
Lineage: Eukaryota; Viridiplantae; Streptophyta; Magnoliopsida; Ericales; Theaceae
Product: homeobox-leucine zipper protein HAT9
Biological process (GO): regulation of DNA-templated transcription
Molecular function (GO): sequence-specific DNA binding; DNA-binding transcription factor activity, RNA polymerase II-specific
Source: RefSeq, a predicted model, not a curated record
CCAACCCAAAAACAAAAGAAAAAAGAAAAGUCCUCUAUAUAUCUUUCCCUUCAUAUUCUUCUAAUUUUCUUCCCAUCCAAACACCCACCCCAACCCUGCUCUUCUUUCCCCCAUACCAUAGAUGGGUUUUGAUGAUCUUUGUAAUACAGGCCUUGUUUUAGGCUUAGGUUUCUCAUCGGCUGCCGACAAUAUAUCGACGGCCGAUAAUUUGAGGCCUAAUUACAAGCCUAAGGUGACGAGGGCUUUUGAGCCCUCACUCACUUUGGGGCUUUGUGGUAGCGAUGAGAUUGAAAAUCAUGAGUUGUUAUAUCGGCAAGACAGUGCUGCGUCGUCGUUUUCGAAUGCUAGUGUGAAGAGGGAGAGAGAGAUUGGUAGUGAAGAGGCAGAGAUAGAGAUGACAGAGAGAGUGUCUUCAAGGGUAAGUGAUGAAGAUGAUGAUGGCACUAAUGCUAGGAAGAAACUUAGGCUCAAUAAAGACCAAUCUGCCCUUUUAGAGGAAAGCUUCAAGAUACAUAGCACUCUCAAUCCGAAACAAAAACAAGAAUUGGCAAGAAAGUUGAAUCUGAGGCCUAGACAAGUUGAAGUUUGGUUCCAGAAUCGACGAGCCAGGACAAAGCUUAAGCAAACUGAAGUAGACUGUGAGUUCUUGAAGAAAUGUUGUGAAACACUGACAGAUGAGAACAGGAGGCUACAGAAAGAGUUACAAGAUCUGAAAACACUGAAACUAACUCAACCCUUCUACAUGCAACUCCCGGCGGCUACCCUCACCAUGUGCCCGUCUUGCGAGAGGAUCGGUGGCGGCGGUGGCGGCAACGGUGGCGGUGAUAAUACUCCCAAGAACCCAUUUUCAAUGGCUCCAAAGCCCCACUUCUUCAAUCCCUUCACCAACCCAUCAGCAGCUUGUUAAGUUGUAUGCUAGUAUUUUAGUUAAAACAGAGACCCCCUUAGAACCCCCCCUAUCUUUUUUUAUUGGUAAAGGGCAAAAUAUUUAUAUAUAUAUAUAUAUAUAUAUAAUGAAAAAAAGUUAGUGUUAAUUAAAUUUUAUAGAAGAAUAGAAAUGACUAAUCAAUCUCAUCAUCCUCUUCUUUUUCUAA